CUUGAAUAUUUGGUCACAACUCACAAUUGACAAUUAUGGUAGGUGCAUGUUGCAGAGCAACACCACCCAUUUCCCAUCUUCCAUUGCCAAAUCCCAAAACUAUCAAAAUACAGAAUCUCCAGCAGACCAAAGCAUCACCUCCACCAUCCCUUUCCAUAUCUCAACUUCCAAACAGACGCUUGUUCCUUUUCUCUCUUCCUCUCUCUAGUUUCCUUUUCCUCCCUUUUCCUGCAUUUGCUGAAGAUGACAGUGUAAAUUCUACAGAGUAUGAUCCAGUAACCCGUUCUGAAAGAGAUGCCAGUGCUUUAAUCUCACAGAGAGUUUCUAAGGGUGUUGAGUUGUUGGAGAAAGGUAGGGAAUUACAAGCUCUGGGUGACUUCAAUGGCGCUCUUCAAUACUUUUCUCAGGUGAUUGAAAGCUACAAAGACUUGGCAUUCUCAGAGUAUGCAAGGGUAGGGAGAGCACUAGCCCUAUAUGAAGUUGGUGACAGAGAAGAAGCAAUUGCAGAGAUGGAAGACGUUUCAAUAUCACUAAAGGGGUAUCCAGAAGUACAUGCAGCUCUUGCAGCAGCGUUAUAUUCAGAUAAGCAUGCAGCAUUGCUUGCUGAAAACCAGUUUACAAUUGCAACUCUUCUUGAUCCUCACUUUACAGAUCUUUCAUAUGUUAGAGACACAAAGCACUGGCCUCCAAGUUUGAUUAGUUCUCUGCAGCAUUUCAUUACACUAUCUUAAGGCCUUACACGAUUUGUAUACUUAUUGUAUAACCAAUACAUAGCAAUGCCAGCUAUAUGAAACUUUUCUCAGGUUUGGUCCUUUAUUACAUAUGUAAUAGUAUAUAAUAUCUUAUACCUUAUUUAUUUUGCAUUUUUGUUUUCUAUCUUAACUCUUGAGGUUCUGAAAUGUAAAUCAAGUGCUAUAAUUAUUUUGCUGUUGUCUUUGAUGUUGGACGGAAAAGUAUUUAUCAGAAUUUAGUUUUGUUCGGCUC
Molecule: messenger RNA, 984 nt
Organism: Vicia villosa (hairy vetch)
Lineage: Eukaryota; Viridiplantae; Streptophyta; Magnoliopsida; Fabales; Fabaceae
Exons: 3
Coding region: 36-731 (231 amino acids)
Molecular function (GO): protein binding
Source: RefSeq, a predicted model, not a curated record